AUGGGUGUUGAUCAUACUCACAAGCAGCAUCAAAAGUCCGGUAACAGAACCGCUCCAAAGUCUGAAAAUGUUUACUUGAAGCUUUUGGUUCAAUUGUACUCCUUCCUAUCUCGUCGUACCGAUGCUCCAUUCAACAAGGUUAUCUUGAAAUCUUUGUUUUUGUCUAAGGUCAACAAGCCACCUGUUUCUGUCUCAAGAAUCGCUAGAUCUUUGAAGCAAAAGGGUGCUGCUAACAAGACUGUUGUCGUUGUUGGUACCGUUACCGACGACACCAGAUUGUUUGAAUUCCCAAAGACCACUGUCGCCGCUUUGAAAUUCACUGCCGGUGCUAGAGCUAAGAUCCUGAAGGCUGGUGGUGAAGCCAUCACUUUGGAUCAAUUGGCUGUCAGAGCUCCAAGAGGUCAAAACACUUUGGUCCUAAGAGGUCCAAGAUCUCACAGAGAAGCUGUUAGACACUUCGGUUUCGGUCCUCACACUAACAAGGCUCCAAGAAUUUUGUCCAAGGGUACUAAGUUCGAAAGAGCUAGAGGUAGAAGAAGAUCUAAGGGUUUCAAGGUGUAA
Molecule: messenger RNA, 561 nt
Organism: Zygosaccharomyces rouxii
Lineage: Eukaryota; Fungi; Ascomycota; Saccharomycetes; Saccharomycetales; Saccharomycetaceae
Gene: RPL18A
Product: 60S ribosomal protein eL18
Exons: 2
Coding region: 1-561 (186 amino acids)
Biological process (GO): translation
Cellular component (GO): cytosolic large ribosomal subunit; ribosome
Molecular function (GO): RNA binding; structural constituent of ribosome
Source: RefSeq, a predicted model, not a curated record